Messenger RNA from Serinus canaria (Common canary), 1117 nucleotides. RefSeq names its product transmembrane protein 82 (gene TMEM82). The record is from RefSeq and is a predicted model, not a curated record. Bases 79 to 1068 code for a protein of 329 amino acids. NCBI's taxonomy places the organism in Eukaryota, Metazoa, Chordata, Aves, Passeriformes, Fringillidae. The transcript is spliced from 6 exons.
GGGGAGGCCACUCCCCACCUCCACCCCGCGGACCUUGGAGCUAGGGCCUGGCUACACUGUGGCUCCUCUCCAUAGAAAAUGUUUUCCCUGGGGUCCUGGCUCCCGGCAUUGCCCGGGCUGGCGUGGGGUUGGGCACUGCUGGAUGCGCUCCUGCAAGGGCUGGUGGGUGCCUGUGCCGUCUCGGUGCUCUGCAGCCUCCUGAAGGUUUAUCUCUACAUCCAGUGUGCAAAUAACCCCGAGAGGCAGGCGGAGAAGGAGGCGAUGGCGGCGCGGCGACCGCUGCUGGAGCCGCUGCACGUGCUGGUGCUGACGGCUGCCCUGGCCCUGGUGGGCUCCCGCGUGGCCGCGCUGGUGGUGCUGGAGUUCUCCCUGCGCGCCAUCUCCACCAUCUUCUCCCUCGGCAAGGGCGCCCACAGCAGCCAGCUCUACCUGCUGUGCCAGUACUCGCUGGGCUGCGGGGUGUCCUGUGGCCUCAGCUUCCUGCUGGAGGGGGCUCCGCACCGCACCUGGAACCUGGCGCUGGCGGCGGGGCUGGCGGGGCUGCUGGCGCUGCACGCCCGGCGCCUGGCCCGGCACGUCUGCGCCCUGUACGAGCUGCACAGCCGGCAGCGCUACUGCGGCGUCUGCAUCCUGCUGCUGGCCGCGGGGCACGGCAUCCCGCGCCUGCUGCGCAACGCCUUGGCCAUCACCUUUGCCGUGGCCGACCUGGCUGCGGUGGAGCUCAUCAACCGCGACUUCCUCUCCACGGGCGAGGCCGUGCGCUUCUGGACCCCUCUGACCAUCUGCUACACCCUGCUGGUCGUCUACAUGCAGGAGGAGUCCCGGCAGAGCACGGGCAGGGGGCCGGCGUUCCGGACCGUGGUGGUGCGGAUGGGCGGCCUCUUCAUCCUCCUCCUCACCGUGGGCCGAUGGACUGACAUCCUACACGUCUUCGUGUCGCUGCUGGGGGAGCUCUGGUGCCUGCUCCGCUCCGGGGUGCUGCUGGAGUCCUGCUGCAGGCAGGAUUUUGCCCAGCAGCCUCACGUGGAUCGUCUGGCGGGAUCCGGAUCGGAGGAGGCGUCCCGAUGAGCUGCAGGGUGGAACCGGACUGCAGAAACUCAGGGUGGCUUCGCUGGGC